AUGCAACACAAAGCAAGACGAUGCACCACAAAGCAAGACGAUGCAACACGAAGCAAGACGAGGCAACACAAAGCAAGACGAUGCACCACAAAGCAAGGCGAUGCAACACAAAGCAAGGCGAUGCAACACAAAGCAAGACGAUGCAACACAAAGCAAGACGAUGCAAAACAAAGCAAGGCGAUGCAACACAAAGCAAGACGAUGCAACACGAAGCAAGACGAUGCAGCACAAAGCAAGACGAUGCAACACGAAGCAAGACGAUGCAACACGAAGCAAGACGAUGCACCACAAAGCAAGACGAUGCACCACAAAGCAAGACGAUGCAACACGAAGCAAGGCGAUGCAACACGAAGCAAGACGAUGCACCACAAAGCAAGACGAUGCACCACAAAGCAAGACGAUGCAACACAAAGCAAGACGAUGCAGCACAAAGCAAGACGAUGCAACACAAAGCAAGACGAUGCAACACAAAGCAAGACGAUGCAACACGAAAGCAAGACGAUGCAACACGAAGCAAGACGAUGCAACACGAAGCAAGACGAUGCAACACGAAGCAAGACGAUGCAACACGAAGCAAGACGAUGCAACACGAAGCAAGACGAUGCACCACAAAGCAAGACGAUGCAACACAAAGCAAGACGAUGCAACACGAAGCAAGACGAUGCAACACGAAGCAAGACGAUGCAACACGAAGCAAGACGAUGCAACACAAAGCAAGACGAUGCACCACAAAGCAAGACAUGCAACACAAAGCAAGACGAUGCAACACAAAGCAAGACGAUGCACCACAAAGCAAGACGAUGCAACACGAAGCAAGACGAUGCAACACGAAGCAAGACGAUGCACCACAAAGCAAGACGAUGCAACACGAAGCAAGACGAUGCAACACAAAGCAAGACGAUGCACCACAAAGCAAGACGAUGCACCACAAAGCAAGACGAUGCAACACAAAGCAAGACGAUGCAACACAAAGCAAGACGAUGCACCACAAAGCAAGACGAUGCAACACGAAGCAAGACGAUGCAACACGAAGCAAGACGAUGCAACACAAAGCAAGACGAGGCAACACAAAGCAAGACGAUGCAACACAAAGCAAGACGAUGCAACACAAAGCAAGACGAUGCAACACAAAGCAAGACGAUGCACCACAAAGCAAGACGAUGCACCACAAAGCAAGACGAUGCAACACGAAGCAAGACUAUGCAACACGAAGCAAGACGAUGCAACACGAAGCAAGCCACGACCGAAUGA
This is a messenger RNA of Penaeus monodon (black tiger shrimp), 1251 nucleotides long. Its product is annotated as ribosome-binding protein 1-like. Bases 1 to 1251 code for a protein of 416 amino acids. The transcript has a single exon. Lineage: Eukaryota; Metazoa; Arthropoda; Malacostraca; Decapoda; Penaeidae. The record is from RefSeq and is a predicted model, not a curated record.